AUGCCUAACGGAUUCCCCAACUUCCGCUCCGUCCCCGAAGUCUAUCAGAGACCAAGACCCAUCGUCAAACCCACGAAGCCACCAGUCAAAAGCUCCGCUGAGUCUUUCCACAGCGAUACCGAGACUCUCAAAGAUGCCCCUAAGAAAAAGAGCACAUUGAGGUCAAUCAUCGAUGCUAUGAAUCAUAUCAAGCCUAAGCAAUGA
Talaromyces marneffei is the source of this 204-nucleotide messenger RNA. RefSeq lists its product as uncharacterized. The transcript has 2 exons. Bases 1 to 204 code for a protein of 67 amino acids. The record is from RefSeq and is a predicted model, not a curated record. NCBI's taxonomy places the organism in Eukaryota, Fungi, Ascomycota, Eurotiomycetes, Eurotiales, Trichocomaceae.